Molecule: messenger RNA, 2022 nt
Organism: Exophiala xenobiotica
Lineage: Eukaryota; Fungi; Ascomycota; Eurotiomycetes; Chaetothyriales; Herpotrichiellaceae
Product: 3-demethylubiquinone-9 3-O-methyltransferase
Exons: 1
Coding region: 244-1254 (336 amino acids)
Biological process (GO): ubiquinone biosynthetic process
Molecular function (GO): 2-methoxy-6-polyprenyl-1,4-benzoquinol methyltransferase activity
Source: RefSeq, a predicted model, not a curated record
AGGUGCUGUCCUUACCGUUCAAGCGUGUCGUGGCGAGUGUUGUUCCGCUCGGUGCGAACCCCAGCAAGAAGGCUGAAGACGUCACUCGGCCCAGAGAAAGUCCGUAAGGCGAGGGUUCCACGCGUGCUGGGAAUUUUACGAGUAGAACGACGGUGGUGACAAACAGACCACACUGCCCUCAGCCUCGAUCUCGGAGAUCGGCACAAACCUGUACAAACUCUACCUCCCGAGGCUGCGCGGAACAUGACCAGAUCCCAGUGGCUGAUCGCCUCCCGGGCUGUACGACGGACGCCGUCACCUGCCCGCUGGACAUCCCAGAGAUCGACGUCUUUUGCAAGAGCUGGAAUACCGACCUCAACCAGGCCGCAUUCGACGGCAUCCUCACCACCCAUAUCAUCCUCCUCGUCUUCCGUAUCACCCUCUGAAGUCAGCCACUUCUCCCGCCUCGCCUCAACAUGGUGGGAUCCUCACGGCCCUUCACGGCUCCUACACCUCAUGAACCCUCUCCGUCAUGACUUCAUACAAUCCUGCCUCCUCGUCUCUCCUUCAUCGUCCAUGUCCACGUCCACGUCCACCACAGACCACCCCCCUCCCGAGCAGUCAGGACUCUCCUACCUCGACAUAGGCUGCGGCGGCGGCAUCUUCGCGUCCUCCGCCGCCCGCCUCCCGUCCACACAGUCCGUCACCGCAAUCGACCCUACACCGCUCGUCAUCGAAGUGGCCAAGUCUCACCAGCGCUCCGAUCCCGCCCUGUCCCCUCCCAAACUGCAAUACUUGAACUGCGCCAUUGAAGAUCUUCCCCAACAUCACACCGCUACCGCUACCGAUGCGGGAUCAUCUGGAUCCUCAGAAUCAUCAGAGCAGAAGAAGAAGAAAAAAUACGAUAUAAUAACCGUCUUCGAAGUCCUCGAACACAUCGACUCCCCCUCCGCGUUCCUCGACAGCGCCCUCACGCACCUCAAGCCCGGCGGCUGGCUCGUCGGCAGCACCAUCUCGCGCUCACCGACAGCCUGGUUCACCACGAAACUCAUCGCCGAGGCCCCCGUGAUCGGGGUCGUCCCCGCCGGCACGCACGAUUGGAACAAGUACAUCAACCCUUCUGAACUACAGACAUAUUUCGAGACACGCGCGUCGGGUCGGUGGGCGGACUUCCGCACGCAGGGCGUGAUCUAUGUGCCGAUGCUGGGUUGGCGGAACGUGAAUGGAAGCGAGCAGUUGGGUAAUUAUUUCUUUGGCGUGAGAAAAGUGGCUUGAAGAGAAGCGAGCAGUUUGCGCACGGGCAACGUUUUCUUUGGCCUCUCCGAAAAAAAGGUCGCUUGAAAAUCUCUCACGACGAGGGCCCGGCUCGCAUGGACGGAGAGCAUUAGGAUUUACCGUCAUGGGACGAGAUCCGAGCGAAACCGAACGAAAGAUGGCCGCUUAACGUGGCCACUCAGGCUUUCUGCUCUUCGAGGGUCCAAGAAAGAGAAAGGAUGACGAGCUGAGGAAGCAGCCUGUUUGCACAACAAGACUGUUUCUCCCUCCGACCAGGAUGCCUUCCAACGGAGAGCGCGUCCUUGGAAACAGUAACAGUAUCACCCUGCAGAACAGUCGGCCCUGUCUGCUGUCGAUGGCCUAGGUUCCGGGAGUUUAAUCAACGCUUCCUCAAAGCAGCCGAACAGACCGCUUUCGACGGCGUUGGCCUACCAAUCGAUAAACGUGCAACAGCUCAUGGCCUUACGGUUUUGUAUAACAGGUAAUGCCAUGUACAUGUAUAUUCGCCUGCAACAAGCUGGCUGAAAGACUGUAACACUAUCAACCGGUGCAUUACACCUGCGAAAGGAAAAUGUGGGUUUGAAGAUAGAAACACACAAUGCACGAUAGCAUAGAUGUGAUACUUGAUUACAAGAGCCGUCCUUACGGAGUACAGCUCAACCCAAAUCCAACGCCGAUGGUAUGUAUACAGUGUGCACUGUCCUGUAGCAGCGCUGGGUAUCAAGUCUCAUUCCAGUCGUGUCAAUGUACAAUCAGCGCAAAGCCCCG